AUGGCUUCCUCCCCGUCUACUAGUGAUGAUAUCCUUGACAGUCUCAAGAAAAACGUCGACCCCACCGUUCUCUCGGAGCGUGAUGCGGCCAUGCGGAAGCGGGUCGCAAAGCAGUACGAGAAAGCCCAGAAUCAGCUGAGAAAUUUGGUUAACGCCAACUCGACACUCCCGGUCACGAUUUCCUUCAUAAACAUCGACGGGGCAAAGAAUACCCGCACUGGCUUCCUGCGAAAAGUCCUUGAGCAGACUUUCGCAGAAAGCAAAGGACCGGGGUUUACGUUAGAGGACGCACUGCGGGAGUUGAGGCGUGACUGUAACACCUUUUACAAGUUUGGGAUAUUUCACCCGCCCACACUCUACAUCGAUUCUGCUGGUAAGAGGGAUGGCAAGACAAUGCUCAAGGCCGAAAUCAGCUUGAGGGAGUUACCGAGGUUUACUCUGAAGACCGGUACUGAUAUGGGGAAUACUGAGGGGAGCGGGUACCCUGAGGGGAGCGGGUACCUAAGUCUUACUUACCGGAAUAUGUUUGGUGGGGCUGAGAGCUUGAACGGAUAUGCUUCUACCGGCACAAGGACUAGGUCGGCGUACGAGCUGAACUUUCAGGCUCCGAUCAACGCGAAUCCAGAUUUGAUUCUAGAGACCAGUGGGUAUGCGUCCACUCGGUCCCAUCAAUACUAUUCCUCGCAUGAGGAGGUUCUUAGAGGUGGAAAGGUUGGGGUUAAGUGGGGUGAGCAUGAAACUGGUUAUACUGGAGUUUGGAGACAAAUCACGGGCCUUGCUCAGGAGGCUUCCCCAACUAUUCGGGGCGAUGCGGGGGACUCGGUGAAGAGUAGUCUUUGGCACGCCUUCACGAGAGAUCGCCGGGAUAGCCAUUUACUCCCCACCCGUGGGUGGAUGGUUAAAUCAGAAUCCGAGGUCGCUGGAUGGGGAGGUCUCGGAGGUGAUGUAGCCUUCUGGAAGAACGAGAUGGAGACACAGGUUGCAGCACCGCUGGGCGCAUCUGGCGUUUCAGUGUCAGCGGGACUCAGAGGCGGACUACUCUAUCCACUCUGCCUGGGAGUUGGAGACAACAGAAAACCACCGCAGCCAUCCCGCAUCAACGACCGUUUCCGAUUGGGUGGCCCAACAGAUGUACGUGGGUUCAAGGAAUGUGGAUUAGGACCAAGACAUGGAAAUGAUAGCGUUGGAGGAGAUAUAUACAUGGCAGGUGGAGCCAGUAUCUACUUUCCUCUCCCUAAAGUAGGACCAGAGAAGCCACUGAGACUGCAAGCGUUUGUAAACAGUGGACGCCUUGUCGGCCUUCAGGGCCUUGCUGAAGACAGCGGCGAUGUCAAUAGUAGCGUAGCGGGAGCGCUUAAGGAACUGGGUAACGGGCUGCCGAGUGUCGCUGCAGGAAUCGGCUUGGUCUACGCUCAUCCAAUAGCGAGAUUCGAGUUAAACUUUUGCCUACCGCUCGUGAAGAGGUCUGGGGAGAAGGGUCGGAAGGGAUUGCAACUUGGGAUCGGGAUUAACUUCCGAUAG
Molecule: messenger RNA, 1521 nt
Organism: Tuber melanosporum (Perigord truffle)
Lineage: Eukaryota; Fungi; Ascomycota; Pezizomycetes; Pezizales; Tuberaceae
Exons: 3
Coding region: 1-1521 (506 amino acids)
Biological process (GO): protein insertion into mitochondrial outer membrane
Cellular component (GO): outer membrane; SAM complex
Source: RefSeq, a predicted model, not a curated record